Molecule: messenger RNA, 2356 nt
Organism: Micromonas pusilla CCMP1545
Lineage: Eukaryota; Viridiplantae; Chlorophyta; Mamiellophyceae; Mamiellales; Mamiellaceae
Exons: 2
Coding region: 239-2233 (664 amino acids)
Source: RefSeq, a predicted model, not a curated record
ACGCGCCGCGCCCGUCGCACGCGUCGAGUCGUCGAUCGGUGAAUCGCAUCGACGUCUCUCGUUCUCUUCGCGCGAGCGUCCGCGCGCGGGUUCGGAUCGCGCGCGAGGGAGCGUUCUCCGGACGCGAAGGCCCGCGCGAAGGGUUUCUCGCCAUCGCGCGAGGUGCGAAUCGUAUUUCGCGCGGAGCCACGACGUCCGGCCCCGGAAACCUCACGCGCGCGUCCUACGCGAGCGCGCGAUGAGGAACGCGAACGGCGCGACGACGAGCGCGCGCGAUGAGGAACCCAUCCCUCUGAAGUUCGCGGAUUACAAGCGCUUCGACGACCUCUUCGGGGCGUCUUCCAUCUUCACCAGUGGGACGCCCGCGCAGAGGAAGCGCGAGACGGAGUCCUACGUGAAGGACGCGAUGGAGCGGCGACUGUACGGGUACGUGCAUCGCCUGUACAUGCACGGGACCCCCAUCGAGCGGGUCGCCGUCGGGAAACCAUGCGAGGAAGAGGAUACGAUCGGCGCGGACGUGAACGCGUGCGUCGCCGCCGCGGACGCGCGCGCGGAAGCGCGCGCCCCCUCGGAGGCUUUUGGAAGCGUCCCCGCGAGCGGCGGAGGACGCGCGGGCGCGGGCGGCGUCGUCGCGCGCGCGAGCGUCGACGACUCGCGCGCGCGAGCGCCGGGCGCGCCGAAGGUCAUCUUCGGGCCGGGACAUAAGGGGUGGAACGACGACGAGGGCGGCCUGUGGGACGCGAUGCGCCAUCUCGAGCCGCAGAAGCAGACGCCCGCGCCCGAUGGUGGGUUCGUCGAACCCGCGCAGCACGCGACGCAGCAGCAGCAGCAGCAGCAGCAGCAGCAGCAGCAGCAGUGGGGAGCGGAUCUCGUUCCGGCCGGGUUCGCGGGCGCGUCGUUCACGCCGCUGCCCGCGAUGCGCGCGCAAGGCUUCGUCGCCGCGCAAGAGGACGAGUUCACGGCCGGACGCGAUAGGUUCGAGGAGAUCGAGGAGCGCGUGCGGCAGCUCGAGCAGAGCCUCGCGAUGAGCAACGCGAGAGAGGCGGUCGCGCGCGCCGCGGCGAGAGAGGCGGCGGCGAAGGAGGAGGAGACGCGCGCGUUGCUCCUCGCGGUGAGCGAAGACGAUCCCAUCGCGACCAGCGGGGAAUACGAGCAGACCGACCGCGUGCGGCGCCGCGCGCCGGAGCGCCACAGCGACGUCGACGCGCUCGCGUUCGUGCAGUCCGCGGUGCGAACGCUCGGGUACGACAGCGGCGGCGGCAGCGCGAAGGGGGGGAACGAGCACCACGAACGCGCGCAGAGCGAUCCGAGCCGAGGCGACGGAAACUCGCCCAAGUCGCCGUCGCCGAAGAGUUUCGCGCCGCGCGACGCGUCGCGGUCCAGGUCGCUGUCCGGCGGCGGGAGGAACGAUGGAAAAAAACAGAGCAGGCCGUUCGAGACGUGGGCCGGCGCCGCGGGCGCCGCGAAAGACACCCCGAGCGUGGAGAAGCACGAGGGCGAGAGAGUCGGGGAUAAAGACGCGAGCGGCGGCGGCGCGGCGGCCACCGCGGCGGCGGCGGCGGCGGCGGCGGCGGCGGCGGCGGCGGCGGACGGCUUGCUCCACACGAGCAGCCUCACGUCCUACGGCGGAUCGGGCUCGAGGAAACGCGCGCGAGAGAGCGGAGGAUCCGGCGCGGACGCGGACGCGGACGCCCUCGCGCGGCGCGGGGGCGCGUCCACUCCGCGCGCCCCCGACGCGGAUUCCGAACGAGAUUUCCUGCGCGCGCGCGCGACGCACGCGACGCAGCAAGCGGCGCUCUUACGCGAGAGCAACGCGCGCUACGAAGCGAGGGUGGAGCAGCUCGAGUCGCUCGUGCGCGCGUCGAGCGCGCAGGCGAGCGCGCUGAGGGCGGAGCUCGCGAAAGUCGCCGCGCUCAACGCGAUGAUCGACGGCGGCGCGGAGGACGAGGCCGAGGCGGCGCGCGAAAAUGACUUCGCCGAAAGGGCUUCCGACCCGCAGCGCGCGUCCUCCAAGUCGAAGUCGAUGCGCGGGGGGUUCGUCACGCCUCGAGGCCUCGACGCGGGAGGAGCGGGACCCCGGGGGUACGAUGAGAGGGAGAGGGGGGACGACGACGGCGCGAGGCCCGCGAGGGCGGCGUCUCGACCCGCGCACUCGCCCGUGGUGAGCUCGGUGGAGCAGAGUCCGCUGCCGCGCGGCGGCGGCGGCGGGGGGAUGGAGCAGCGAGCGGCGUGACGGCCCUCGCGACCGACGCGGUCGGUUCUUUCUUCUUUAUGAGUAACGCGCGUUCGCAUCGAACGAAGGCACGACGUACGUUAUGAGUCAUGACGAUGUAACAAUGGUACUAUUCUUUCAUCU